Antechinus flavipes (yellow-footed antechinus) is the source of this 6024-nucleotide messenger RNA. RefSeq names its product proton-coupled amino acid transporter 1-like. Gene Ontology annotation, biological process: proton transmembrane transport; proline transmembrane transport; glycine transport. The record is from RefSeq and is a predicted model, not a curated record. Gene Ontology annotation, molecular function: amino acid:proton symporter activity; L-proline transmembrane transporter activity; glycine transmembrane transporter activity. Bases 490 to 1923 code for a protein of 477 amino acids. Gene Ontology annotation, cellular component: vacuolar membrane. NCBI's taxonomy places the organism in Eukaryota, Metazoa, Chordata, Mammalia, Dasyuromorphia, Dasyuridae. The transcript is spliced from 11 exons.
UAUCUUUUCUUCCUCUUUUUUUCCUCCUCCUUCCUUUUCUUCCUCUUCCCCCUCUUUUCUCCUUUAUUCUUUCCCUCUUCCCUUCCUUUUCUUCUUUUCCAUUCUUUUUUCUCCUCCUUCGUUCUUGCUCCUUCUUCCUCCCUUUUCUUUAUCCUCUCCUCAUUUUCUUCUCUUCUCCUCCAUUUUCCUUUCUCCUCCUUCAUCUUACUUCCUUCAUUUUCCUUUCUCCCUUUCCUUUUCCUCCCUCUCUUCCUCCGGGAUACCUCCUGUAGUGCGGAACUCUGCCGCCAGGAGACAUAAGAGUGAUUGAGGAGAAAGAAAGCGAUCUGAGAGGGCGUUGGAGGCGAGGUCCUGUCAGCUGAACGCUGCAGCACAUGAUCGCAGCCGGCCGGUCUCUUGAGUCACAUGACGGAGCCGGAAGAGGCCCGGGAAUGGCUCUGGGGAGGGCACUGAGGCUGGAGGCCGAGGCUGGAGGCGGGAACAGCCACUAUGUCUACUCAGCGACUUCGGAAUGAAAACUAUAGUGGCUACAGUUCUACAGAAGUGAGCCCCACUGAGUCCCCUUCCGAUGGACUAGAUGACUUCUCUGGCUCAAGCUCCUACCAGCGGUUUGGAGAAACCAAUGGGACAACAUGGUUCCAAACCUUGAUCCACUUAUUGAAAGGGAAUAUUGGCACAGGUCUCCUGGGGCUGCCCCUAGCAGUGAAGAAUGCAGGGAUCUUGAUGGGUCCUCUCAGUCUGUUGCUUAUGGGCAUUGUAGCUGUGCAUUGUAUGGGCAUCCUGGUGAAGUGUGCUCAUCACUUCUGCCAGAGGCUACAUAAACCCUUUGUGGACUAUGGAGACACAGUGAUGUAUGGGCUGGAAGCUAGUCCCAGCUCUUGGCUUCGGACUCAUUCUUUAUGGGGAAGGCAUAUUGUAAGCUUCUUCCUGAUUGUCACCCAGCUGGGCUUUUGCUGUGUAUAUUUUGUAUUUCUGGCUGACAACUUUAAACAGGUGGUGGAAGCAGCCAAUAUGACGACCAACAACUGCAAUAGCAACGAGACAGUGUUGCUGACGCCCACCAUGGACUCACGAUUGUAUAUGCUCACUUUCCUGCCUUUCCUGGUGCUGCUGGUGUUUGUCCGAAACCUUAGAGCCCUGUCUAUCUUCUCGAUGCUGGCCAACAUCAGCAUGUUGGUCAGCCUUGUUAUGAUCUAUCAGCACAUCGUCCAGGGAAUUCCAGACCCCAGAAACCUGCCAUUGGUAGCAAAUUGGAAGACCUAUCCCCUGUUUUUUGGUACAGCCAUAUUUGCAUUUGAAGGCAUUGGAGUGGUGCUUCCCCUGGAAAAUAAAAUGAAGGAACCCAAGCAUUUUCCAGUCAUCCUAUAUGUGGGAAUGACCAUCAUUACCCUUCUCUACAUCAGUCUUGGGUGCCUGGGCUACCUUCAAUAUGGACCAGCCAUACAUGCCAGUAUAACUCUCAAUCUGCCCAAUUGCUGGUUGUAUCAGUCUGUCAAACUGCUUUAUUCCGUUGGGAUUUUUUUCACCUAUGCCCUGCAGUUCUACGUCGCUGCAGAAAUCAUCAUUCCUUUUUUUGUCUCUCGGGUGACAGAGCGUUGGGAGUUGAUGGUAGACUUAUCUGUCCGUGUAGCCAUGGUCUGUCUAACAUGUGUCUUGGCCAUCUUAAUUCCCCGGCUAGACCUUGUCAUCUCGUUGGUGGGCUCCGUGAGCAGCAGCGCCCUGGCUCUGAUCAUCCCACCACUCCUGGAGAUCGCUACAUAUUACUCGGAGGGCAUGAGUCCCAUCACCAUUGCUAAGGACAUCUUGAUCAGUGUCUUAGGCUUUGUUGGAUUUGUGGUGGGCACCUACCAAGCAAUCUAUGAGCUGAUCCAGCCAAGUGUGUCUCCCACCUUUGCCAACAUUGCUAGUGCCUUUGUACAGUGACCUUUUUGGUACAUUCUCUGCACCACGCCACCAACCCCACCCACCAAGAGUGUGUCACCAAAGCCUUGAAUAAGGCUGGCGAUAACCAAAACGGGCGAGGUAGGGGGCUGCUCUUACUUGUCAAUUAGAGACUUGUAAAUAGGCAGGCCAGUAGGACAGGUAGACAAUUCCAGUAGUGAUGGUGAUCUCUCUGUACUUUUUUUAACCCUUUCAUUCUCUCCCCUCUUACAUUUUGUGGCUUUGAUCUUAGUGCAGCACAACUCUCCACCUUUCAGUGAUUCACCUGGAUAGUUUCCUCUCCUCUAGGUCAUGCCUUCACAAAACAAGGAUCAUCUGUUUGACUGCUAUCCCUGUUCUUUUACCUCUGAUUUUCUUGCCUUCCAGACUCUGUCAGGAGGUUGCACUUUAAACUGCUUUCAGCAGAAUACUUCAAGUUACAGUCUUGAUGCUGGCUUGAUCCAGGUUUUCUAGAGCACCUUAGGCAGCAGGAUCUCUUCAGAGUCUACCACAUGUGAAGGAUGAAUAUGAGUAUAUUCCUCAUCACUUAGCACUUCGAACACAUUGAGUACUGAAUUCAGAAUCUUUCUAUUUAUUUCAAAUUAGCUCCUUGGUCCUGAACUCUCUCUGAGACUGAAGUUGCAGGGUCCUUAGACCCAACUUAUUCUUAACAAACCUCACCUUUGCUUCUCCUACAAAGAAAAUGACUUGAUUUAAAUUGAUGAUUUAUUAUACAUUUGGCAUAAAGAUGGGGAAAACAGCCUGUAGCUCUCACAACCAUCUUCUAAGAGAGGAUUAAUGCACUUGGAACAAGGUUUGAGGCCAAAAAACAAUGGGAUUGAAAAUCUGUAACUGAAAGUAUAGGAAAUUAAUUCUAUAAGCCAGGUUCCCCAUCUCGAUGAGAAUAGAUUAAAAGGUAUAACAGUGUCCUUAUUGACAGCAUGUAUUGGAACCCUGAAUCCAUCCAGAAUUCCCUAGCUCAUUCUCUUCCCUGAUCGAGGGUACAUGCAUUCCAUUGACAAAGAUGAGAAGUCAAGGUCAGCAAGCCUAGUCCUUGAGGUUGUACAGAAACAAAGCAAUUGAGGAAUUCCCACCAUAUGGGGUGAAAUUGUAUUGUGGUACUUGAUUGAUUAAGGAAUUCAGUUGGAGAGCUCAGCAUAGUACAGUCCUUACUGGCUCCAGAGGUGUCUCUGUGGCCCACACUUCUCAUGAGAUCCUUAGGGGACAUGCUUAUGUGGGGCACUGCUAACACUUUUUAUAAGGGAUCCUAUGCUUCUCUCCCUAUGAGACUUCCCUGUAUGCCAGGGGUAUUCAUUUCCAAGAUCUGAGGUCACAUUAGACCAAAUAGAUUUAAAUUAAGGUUUGGAAGCCUCUUAGUCCUAAGUUUGAGAAGGGAUGAAAUUAUACUCUUGAAGAUGAGUUUCACUUAUCUAACUUUUUAUUCUUUCCUCACCCUUCCUGCUCAGGGAUUGGGAAAUAAUUCAGAAGAGCAUUAUUGAAUUCUCUGGCUGUGUGUGUUGACAAAGUUUUAGCAAAGGUCCAUUGGGUGCAUCUCAUACUCCUCCCUGUACCCUCACCAUAUCCCUCUGCUCUGUUGCUCUAGAAAGACAGGUGCCUUAGGGAUUAUGUUAGGGAAAGGAAGUUCAUCUUUCUAUCUUUGCUUUGCCUUUUUGCCUCAAGUAGGACUCAGGCUUCUAUGUCAGUGCAGUGGCUAAGGGCAAAAGCUUCAGUCGUGGCCACCCCAUGUCUCUGGAAUUAGUGGCUUGUCAGAUGUCCUUCCUUCCUUCUUUGCUGCUCCAAAGCCAAAUUCAGCUGGAUGCCAGGUGAAGAAGCUGAAGAAGAAUUUCUUUUUAAAUGUACAAUGUCUUUUAAUGGAUAAAAGACACUUAAAAACUUAAGCAAUAAGGAUUUACAUCAAACAAUCAAACUAAGUACUUAUUCUGGUUCCCUUCCUAUUAGAACCAAAUCAUAAUUUUUAACUUCCUGCCAAUGGGAAUUGUGUUUUCCACCCCGACCUAUCUGCUAUUAGGGGAAAGUAAAGGGGUUUCAAAAACAAAUGCAAACUGCAAUGUACAGAAUGCUGUGGUUCUUUGAUUCUUAAAUUCUAGGAAGAAAUUUCAUAGGCAUUACUCUCCCUAUUUGGCAAGUUUCUGGAAUCUAUGUAGCUAAUCCUAGCAGUCUAUAUAGAAUAGUCCUCAAUCUUCCUCCUUUCUCCUACUUUUUUGGAACCCCUCCUGCAUCAAUGCUCUAGUUUAGGCCGUGACCUCAGGACCUAGAACACUUGAGAUAGAGGCCCAGGACCUCUCAGAUAUGGAGCAGAGGCCAGCUCAUGAUAUCAGUUUUGUGCUCAGAUCUUAAGGGACCAGUGUCUUUGCUUUGCACUUUGUAGAAACUAAUCUAGGAGCACUGUUCUUCCUGUUCACAUUGAAUCUUCUCUCUGCUUAAGCUGCAGAAAUACUCUGAGGCUGCAUUGCUUAUAAAAGACUUAAUGACAGAAGACCCACAAGAAUAAUUUGUUUUUUUCUUUAUCCUCUCAGUAGAGAGUCAGAGCCCUACAGUUCCUAUCCAUUAGGGAGGGUUUCCACCCACCUCCAAAAUAUUUCCCUUUCUUUGUUUCUUCCUCCCUUUGACAUCUCCUUGUUUGUAAAUACUCUAGGCUUUUUACUGCAAGAGACUGUUUCUGUUUGGAUUCUCUCUAUUCCCUAGACUGGCUGAAUUGGUCUGAUCUCAGCCAAGUGUACAAUGACGGAACUUUACAAAGAAUCAGAAUUCUUUCUCCUCACUGAGCACUGGACAUGGGAGUGGAGGUUUCCUAAUCUUACUUGACAAAGUACUCAUCUAGGGAGAGGGCAAAGGGAAAUUUGUAAAUCAACUGGGAUCUGCUGUAUUCCGGCAUUUUGAGUGCAGAUUCCCUGUCCCUGCUAACAUCUCUCUUUACAAGGGCAUUAUUUUUAUUUAGUGUCAUCCAACUGUUGGACCGAUGAGCACUGCUUUAUACGCACAAACCCUGAGCAGAAGUGAAUAGUUUUAGCCUAGACCCUAUAGCCUAAAGUCUCCCUAUUCUGUGAUUCAACUUCUCUAGUUAGUAUUGGAUAUGCUUAGUACUAAGUCCUCAUCCUUUAAAAAUCUAUAAUCUUCCCUUAGAGAAACCUUUUAAGUUUUGUGAAACCCUUAAGGUAGUGAAACUGACAGUGAUAAAUUAGGAAAGAGCUCUUUCCGCCUUCUCUCCACUUGUCUAGAUACCAAUUAGGUAGAAGAAUACCUUCUUUAUUUAACACUACAUAUUCACUUCCUCCCUGUCUUCAAGUAUAAAAUCCCAAAUUCAUUGUUUACACAUUUAUUCCUUAUUCACUACUGUAAAUGAAUUGGUUUCAGUAUUUAAUCUGUGUAAUAAAGUAAUAGAGGAUCAGGGCUUAAUGUUGCUCCCUGGGCAGAAUAUUAUGUUACACAUUCUCAGAACAGCCAUAAAUUUUCCACUUUCUCCUAAUAGAGCCAUAAAGUGAAUAUGAUUUUAUUGGGUGACUACAGAAUUGUCCUUUGUUUGAAAUUUGCAGAAUUUCCUCAAUCACAAAGUGAAUAAAUAAACUGAAAUGCAGACACAAGGAGAUGAGGGAGUGGAUAUGUAUAUUUUGUCCUUGAAACCUUGGGUAGAAUGGUUUAAGCAAUUUAUUCCUCUAGCUCCAAGUUGAUUUGGUCAGAUGGUGUCAAGUUUCUUCUGAAUCUUUCUACCAUCAAAGUCUCUUAUUAGUUUGGGCAAGGUCAGGGGCAGAAAGUACACAGUCAGAAAUCAAGAAGAGGUUAAUGAAUUUUCAGAGGGUUAAAGUUGAUGUCUGACAAUUACUGAACUGAAAAAUCAACAAUCAUGUUUAUCAUUGUCCAAAUGAAUGAGAGGAUAGAAAGUUUAAAUCCAGUGUAAUAUUGCCACAUGGUAGAUCCUAGUAACCACUAAGAGCUGAUAGUACUAUAAAUGUUUGGUGCCUUGUAUGUUUAUUUUAAGUACAGAUGUGGUUCAUGCAGGAGUUUGUGGGAGAUCUUGUGUUUGAUCUGCAUAUAGAUCAUGUGUUUUUCCUUUCAAUAAAUGAGUUUUUUUUUAAUUUUGCAAGA